UGUAAAGCCGUGUGCGAUCUGCAGCAUGUGACUGUACACUUCCUGAAACCUGUAUACGGUUAUGUGAACGCCAGUUUGUACUGGAUUAACUUAAAGUUUGGUUUCAGCAGCCAUCCAUGGCCGACCCCCGGACUAUCGUGGAAGGUUCUGUCAAGUAUCGGGACGGCAGAAAGUGGAAGCCACGGUGGUGUGUCCUGUCCAAGCUGUCUCCAGUCGCAGACUGUCUCCACCUUCAACUAUACAGAGACAGCAAAGAACGAUGUAAGAAUGCGCCGACGAAGGCCUCCUUGUCCCUGGAGAAGUUCCUAGGUUUGGAGACUGGUUUUACUCUGGACAAAGAAAGUAACACCAUGGCUGUCAUUUGUUCAGAUAUGGUUGUGGUCCUAGCCUUCGACUCUAGGGAGCUUUUAAUACAGUGGCAGGUGAAAAUCAGAUCAAAUUUAAUCGAAGAGCACAACUACCUGGUUCAGGUUUCCCACGUCCCAGCACGAAGUAAGCUUCCUUGUGGUCCAGCAAGGCUACAUCUCCAGGACUACACGUUCUGCCUAACAUCGGGAGUACCGCCAAAACUGUUGGGAACGUGGCCUCUGAAAGAACUUCGGAGAUUCGGGGUGGUGGAAGGGAAAUUCUGCUUUGAAGGAGGAUCUCGCUGUGGGAAAGGAGAAGGACUUCAUAUCUUACUGACCAAUCAAGCAACAGACCUUUCCGAAGCUUUUGAUCUAGCGUCGAGAGGGAAGCUUUUGAGUCGCCGGAGGCCGGCAGCGCGUGCAAAUUCAGCUUUGGAUGCAUCGUGUCGAAGAUCACUCCAACCUAAAUCGACAAACCGAUAUUCUGAAAAAUACAGCAACGAAUCCAGUCGACCCCUUCUCAGCUCAGGUUCAGAUGGCAGUACCUCUGAUGCCUGCUCGGAAAAUCUGCGUUAUGGUCCUGAAAUUCGAGUGCGUAAUGAAAAUUAUCCAGCUGGACCAACAUGUAAGGUCCACCAUCGAUGGCCAUCGGGUACGUCACAGUUUACAACACCCUUGAUAACCACGUCUAGUGACGUGGAAAGUGUGGAGACGAUUUCAGUAACUUUGAGCGAUUCUCGCGAGUCAACACCACAAUUAAAUCGACGACUGGAGUCUAACAUGAAUGUUAAUAUUUUAGAUGAAGAAAGAGACUGGAACGCCAAUCAGUGUGACAAGUGCGGUCGACAGUUCUGUUCGUCGGUUCGACAAGCAUCCUCAUCUCCAGAGACACGACGAGAGAGUGGUACUUCCACCCCACAAUGGCUCCCAAACAUUAAACCAGCGUCCCCGACUAAAGAUGAGAAAACUGUGAGCGGUGGAAAGAGACGGCCUUCCGAUAGAACAUCAUUGUCUUCUCAGAGCAGUCAUAGCAGCAGUGCUAGUAGCAGUGGCUCUGAAUAUUCAAUUCCCAGAAAUUGUCUCGACAACCUCUACGACAGACCUCGAAGCACCCACGUUACUACAGGUCUCCCGAAAUUCCUCGUCCCUAGGAGUGCUCCUAUUCAGGAGGAAUCACCUGGUUUAUCUAAUUCGGUAGGUCAAGGGGAAGAUCAGUGGCCAGUUGAUUUUCCUACAGGUUCUCUCAAUGGAAACUCAGAAAAGGUUUGGUCCAAUGAAGUUAUUCCUCACGUGCACAAAAGAAGUGCCUUUUGCAUGUGCACCGUUCGUCAAUUAAACGAUUCAGGCAAAGCUAAAGGCUCGCCUAAACAUGACACCAGAAAUGUAACUGCGCUUGAUGUAUUUAGUUCAUCCCAAAAAAUAGCCAUAUCGUAUGAACCUACAGACAGAGCUCGAAAACAACAGGGUCAAAAAAAUACAGUGUAUCCAUAUGCACACUAUGCUGUCCCAAGAACUACUCUUGUUGAAAGUCUGAAGGAAAACCUAAUUACAGAGAAAAACCAAAACAAAUCAUCAUUUGACAUGCAAAUUCCAACCUGUUGCACCUGUAGUCAUCCAAAGACAAAUGAUCAGCCCAAACCGCUUCAGCAGAGCUUUGUCCAGAGCUGUGCUUGUCACAACAUGAUGUCAUGGGCAGGAAAUCUCAUGCCUUGCUGGGGAAGUGACGCUCUAGAUGAUAAGAAUCAACCUUCUAGCUCUGGUCAACAGAAGCACGAACUCAGAAAUGUCGUCGAGAUCCCUGUGUGUGCUGAACCUACGAAAAGACCUGUUGAAGUAGUUCUUGUGGGUGGCAAAGAACCACAGCAUAUCAUCUUGAACUCAGAGUUACAAACAUAUCAACUCGACUCAUCACUUCCCCCUGAAACUAAUAGAGUGAAAUCUAGUGAGAGCUUAGCAGAAACGAAGAAUAUCGUAACCUCAACUGAGAAAAUAUCACAUAUCCCAGAUGCUUCCAUUAAUUAUGUAAAUUUUCAGAAACCGCGAACCUCCAAAAGUGGUGAGAAAUAUAAAGUCAUUAAUGAAUUUCGAGACUAUGCUAACUUGGAUUUUAUUCAGUCUUUGCAGUUAUACGAAAAUUCGGCGUCCGUUUUGGUCGGCCAGCCUUAUGACGAUGAGCCUGUUGUAAACAAGGCUUCUGUAGCCCUCUUGAAUAAAGAUGAUAAAACACACUGCUCUACUGAAUGUGAUGGAAAAUGUCAGGUGUUUUCAGAUAGCAAGUCAUCUUCAAUACACGAUAGUGAAAGUAUUUAUGAAAUGAUGUCAUGCCAACACAUAACGUCUCAUCCACUUGAGUCACGUGUUGAUAAUUACUUACCAAUGGAACCUGUGGAUCCUUGGAAAUCUCUAAUUUCAAUUACUUCAAUAUCAAACCUGGACCUUGUUAACGCUGAAAUAAAUCCUUCUGAUACCCCCAGUAAAGCACAGAGCACGCAAGAAAGUUUACCCCUUAGACCUUUUAUGCCCUAUUUUCUACCGAAUAAAGUUCCAGACUUAGAGCAGGAAAAUGUUGAAAAAUCUAAAGAUGGGAGUGAACUUUGUACUCCAGGAAAUCGUCUCAUAAAGAAAAAAGGUUUAAUUCCAGAAGAAGUCUUUUUUCGGGCUAGUCGAUCAAGCUCCUUGGGUAGUUUAAAAAAGAAAGUAUUAAAGAGGGAAAGAUCUAAUUCUAUUGAGAGUCGAGAGAACGCUUCUGAAAGUAGAGAAGGUUCGUCUCGCCAAGUAGAAGUAUCUAAGACUCUCCCAGGAAGAAAAUGUUCGAUCUUGACUAAACUGACGUUAAGAACAAAGGAAAAGUCCUACAGCACUGAUGAAAUUUCUCCUUCAUCUUCAGUUCCUAAUUCUCCUAGUAAGCAUUCUUUUGAAAAUCUUCACAGGCUUUCGCAGUGUAGAUCAGCAGACUGCCUAAAGACGGACGAAGAUUCAAAGUUGUCUGAAGAAGAAGACCUAAGCAAUGAUCCUCUUCCUAAUCAAGUAAAGUGUAUCGACAGUGGUCAAUGCCGACUAAGCAUGAUUAAAAGAUCGUGUAGUGUUCCUUGCAAAUCGGGAAGGAAUGAAGUUGGAACGAAAAUACCAGGGCUUAAUGGAUUUCGGGAAGAAAGAUCACCACCCACUAACAUUACAGCUACCACGUGUAUACAUGGGUCGCUUCCUAGAAAACAAAAUCAAGACAACUGCACAAAGGCUUUUUCCACUCAAAGCAGUGUAGACCAUUCUAGAAAACACGGAAAUUCUGGUUCACAUAAAAUCUCGAAAAGCGGUCGAUGUAGAGACACAAAAGAUUGCAGCAUCUAUAGUCACAUGUUGCCUCCAGACCAACUAGGUGUGCUGGACCUUUCAGCUGCAUCCAGUAGCUCUUCUUCCGACAUGAGUGAUUACAUAGAAACGUUGUCGCUGUGCUCUCGGAGCAGCAGCAGUAGCACUAGCAGCUGUGAAUACCUAAGGGCUGAAGAAGUAUACGCCCUUGCUUAUCGUGCAGCCACGAUGGGAGUGAACAUCCAACAACCUCGUGCUGCCUUAGAACAGAUAGUAAACACCUUCCCAACUCGUAACACCAAAGAAUGUUCUCAGCACCGCCAGAAGCCUCCUUCCCGACAGUUUCAAGUUCCAAAAACAACUACUACUUCUUCACCAGGCUCCCCCUCGUGGUAUUUUGAAGGCUCAUACAGUUCUCCGACAUCCACUCGACACAACUUUCAUUUUGUAUUCCCAAAGGAUGACAAAGAGCUAAAUUAUCUUGAAGUUGAGAUGGGAAACUCUGAGCCGGCAAGCCCGGCUUUAAAGUCGGAAGUUGUACAAUAUGCAGAGAUUGAUCUCUUAGCUACUUCGGCAGCCAAAAAACUCGGUAUAGAGCGCGCUCAAGAACGGAAAAACUCUCUUUCCGGAGGAGAAAACUCACAGUCUUAGUUAUGUCGGCAAAUUUAUUAACAAACCGUAUGUGGUAAAUAUGCUCAAGUGUUCUUGUCAGUUUAACUACCAUAAUUUUCAUCGUCUGUACCACAUUUAAUCGAGAACAAAAACGCCCUUUUUCGACAAAUUAUUAACUACAUGUCUUAUUGUUGUGUUUUCAAAGUGUUUAGAAGUUUAUCUGUUGAAACAAAUAUGUAACAACGUUUAACAUUCUGCAAGGUUAGUAACGUGUAGAAGAAAUCGA
Messenger RNA from Limulus polyphemus (Atlantic horseshoe crab), 4554 nucleotides. RefSeq lists its product as uncharacterized. Lineage: Eukaryota; Metazoa; Arthropoda; Merostomata; Xiphosura; Limulidae. Gene Ontology annotation, biological process: neuromuscular junction development; positive regulation of protein tyrosine kinase activity. The record is from RefSeq and is a predicted model, not a curated record. Bases 117 to 4307 code for a protein of 1396 amino acids. The transcript has 9 exons. Gene Ontology annotation, molecular function: protein kinase binding.